Cicer arietinum (chickpea) is the source of this 3708-nucleotide messenger RNA. RefSeq names its product nuclear pore complex protein NUP98A. Gene Ontology annotation, molecular function: RNA binding; structural constituent of nuclear pore. NCBI's taxonomy places the organism in Eukaryota, Viridiplantae, Streptophyta, Magnoliopsida, Fabales, Fabaceae. The record is from RefSeq and is a predicted model, not a curated record. Gene Ontology annotation, cellular component: nuclear pore; nuclear pore cytoplasmic filaments. Gene Ontology annotation, biological process: post-transcriptional tethering of RNA polymerase II gene DNA at nuclear periphery; telomere tethering at nuclear periphery; RNA export from nucleus.
UGUCAGGUUUUGUAAGCAACAAGAGUAUAAAAAGCUUGAAUUGAAUUGAAUUGAAUUAAUCUUAAUCAGACUGCGUAACACAGUGUGGUCGAUUGAAGCAAAGAGAAAUACGCCGUGGCUGAAAUAAAAAAACCCAUUCAUUCAUUCAAUCCCUUUUCAGCCAACUCACACACUUUCUCUCUGCAUUCUCUUGCCCUAAUUCUGCUGUAACGCAGAUCUAUCUUCUCCAUUUCACUUUAAUUUAGGGUGCAACAAGGUUCUACCACUGUAUUUGGAAAGUUGUAAGGAUGUUUGGUUCAUCAAACCCAGCUUUUGGGCAGGCGUCAUCGAGUCCGUUUGGCUCCUCGCAGUCAGUGUUUGGGCAACAGAACAAUUCAAGUAACAAUCCUUUUGCCCCUAAGCCAUUUGGUACUACAACUCCAUUCGGUUCACAAACUGGUAAUUCCAUGUUUGGGGGUACUUCCACAGGUGUAUUUGGUGCAGCUCAAACGUCUUCUCCUUUCUCUUCCAAUACUACUUUCGGUGCUUCGUCUUCACCUGCUUUUGGUAGUUCGAUGCCUGCAUUUGGGGCAUCUUCAACUCCGGCUUUUGGUAGUUCAUCGUCGUCAUUUGGUGGUUCAUCAGUUUUUGGUCAGAAGCCUGCUUUUGGAGGUUUUGGCUCUACUCCUACUCAAACAAGUCCAUUUGGAGGUGCCACCCAACCAUCACAACCAGCAUUUGGAAGUGUCACCCAACCAUCGCAACCAGCAUUUGGAAGUACCACCCAACCAUCACAACCAGCAUUUGGAAGCAGCAUAUUUGGUUCCUCAACACCUUUUGGUGCAUCAUCCCAACCAGCAUUUGGUUCAACAGGCACCCCUGCUUUUGGUGCUACGAGCACUCCUUCCUUUGGUGCUACUAGCACCCCUGCGUUUGGUGCAGCCAGCACUCCCACAUUUGGUUCAACCUCAAGCCCAGCUUUUGGUAGCACAGGAAGUGCUUUUGGUGUGUCAAGUGCUCCCGUGUUUGGAGGUGGGGGAGCAUUUGGGGCUUCAAGUAGUCCUGUAUUUGGUUCUUCAAGCACAUCUGCAUUUGGUACUUCGAGCUCUCCAUUUGGGGCCUCUAGCUCUCCUGCUUUUGGUGCUUCUAGUACCCCUGCUUUUAGUUUUGGCUCCACUCAGGCUUUUGGUCAGUCUAGCUCUGCAUUUGGUACCAGCAGCCCAUUUGGGAGUACAACCUCAGCUUUUGGAGGUCAGAGUUCUGCUUUUGGAUCACAGACUCCCACUCAAGCUUUUGGAAAUACUGGUAUUGGGCAGUCAGGAUUUGGUGGUCAACGAGGUGGAAGUAGAGUAGCUAGUUACUCAGCUACACCUGAAGCAGAUAGCGGUACCUCUGGACAGACUGCAAAAUUGGAGUCCAUAUCAGCCAUGCCUGUUUACAAAGAAAAAAGCCACGAGGAGCUAAGAUGGGAGGACUAUCAAUUGGGAGAUAAAGGUGGACCACUUGCCUCUGCUCCUCAGCCAACUGGUUUUAACUCAAAUGCAGGCUUUAAUUCAUCUACGACACAGACAAAUGCCUUUUCUCCUUCACCUGUAUUUGGCCAAUCAUCAGCCAAUCCUUUUUCUAGCACAACACCUAAUUCUAACCCAUUUGCACCAAAGACUUCAACAUUUUCUUCUGGAUUUGGAACCUCAGCUCCUGCAUUCAGUUCAUCGGCUUUUGGUUCUUCAACAUCAGCAGCAGCACCUUCAAUUUUUGGCUCAUCCACAUCUCCGUUUGGGGCUAACUCUUCGUCACAAGCAUUUGGGUCAUCUACAUCCCUGUUUAAUACUGCUGCUCAGGGUACAUCUUCACCAUUCGGCUCAAGCAUUUUUGGCAAUACCCAGCCGUCCCAAUUAUUUAGCUCUGCAGCCCCCACAAAUGCACAGUCUGGUUCCGCUUUUGGUCAGAAUACCUCCCCUUUUGGUCAGACUGCUAAUUUUAGCCAAUCAAGCUUGUUCAGUUCACCUUCAACUGGGCUUGCUGGAAGCAUUUUCUCAAGCAGCGCAUCACUCACUUCUAAUGCUCUGACAGGUUUUGGUCAAACAGCGCCGUCCAUGUCAACACCUUUCCAAUCUGCACAACCUGCUCAGUCGAGUGGUGCUUUUGCCUUUAGCAACUUCGGCCAGACACAACCUGCUGGUGCAAGUAGCUUCGGUGGAACUCCAGGCAUAUUUGGUCAGAAUAAUUUUGGGAUUCAAGCUACUCCCCAGAACUCUAUGGUUCCACAAGCUGCGCCCAUUACAAACCCAUUUGGAACACUUCCUGCUUUGCCUCAGAUGUCAAUUGGUCGAGUUGGAACCACUCCUUCCGUUCAAUAUGGAAUCUCUAGCAUGCCUGCCCAAGACAAACCUGCUACUGUAAGAAUAUCCUCCUUAUUGACUUCUCGCCACCUCUCUCAAAGACGAAUCAAGUUUCCUAUCAGGAAAUAUAAGAAUGAGGGAUCAAAGGUUCCAUUCUUUAGUGAUGAUGAGGAUACUCCAACCACACCAAAGGCUGAUGCUCUUUUCAUUCCGAGGGAAAAUCCAAGGGCGUUGAUCAUUUGUCCCAUGGAGCAGUGGCCUGGAAGGGCUUCAGAGAAGGCAUCUUCUUUUAAGGAGAGAUACACCUCAGCGAAUGAGAAUGGGUUAGGCUCAAGAGAAGCAUGUACCACACCGAACGAUAGGACUGGCUCAGAGGCUAAGGAGACUGAAAAUGGUGUUGUCGUGGAGCAAGUUCAGCCCAUACCAACAAAAAAUGCAUCCAAUAAUGAAGACCAUUCUCCGCAAAAGGCGGAUAUGUACAAGACACUCAGUGGUCACAGAGCUGGUGAGGCUGCCAUUGUGUAUGAACAUGGAGCUGAUGUUGAGGCACUAAUGCCAAAGCUGCGACGGUCUGAUUACUUCACACUGCCUCGAAUACAUGAACUGGCGGCCAAGGAAAGAGCUGAACCAGGAUUCUGCAGUCAUGUCAAGGACUUUGUGGUUGGAAGGCAAGCUUAUGGCAGCAUCAAAUUUUUGGGUGUGACAGAUGUUCGAGGGCUUGAUCUUGAGUCUAUCGUUCAGUUUAACAAUCGUGAGGUGAUUGUAUACAUGGAUGAUUCAAAGAAACCUCCUGUUGGACAAGGGCUGAAUAAACCUGCUGAGGUAACACUCCUCAACAUAAAAUGUUUCGACAAAAAAACUGGACAACAGUACACUGAAGGGCCAAGAAUCGAGAAAUAUAAAGAGAUGCUCAAGAGAAAGGCUGAAGACCAAGGUGCUGAGUUUGUAUCAUAUGAUCCCAGUAAAGGAGAGUGGAAGUUCAGGGUCAACCACUUCAGUGUUUACAAGCUGGUAGACGAAGACAAUUGGAUACAAGUUGAUACAUAAAGGAUUGGUUUGUCCCAUAUAAUAUGGGAGAGGUCAACAACACAUUUUAUAGUUUGGGAACUAGAGUAUUGCUCGGAAGUGUAUUCUGUUUUUUCAUGUAAAUUGUUUGUAUUUUGUGGUUAGAGCCUGCGCCAACGUUGUUGAUAUGUCCUUGUUUUCCUUUGGGAUUUAUUUUAUAGAUUUUACAGUUGGGGACGUUCAAACUAUUUUUAACAUUAUUUUCUUCUAUUUGCUUAAAUGGUGAAAUCUAGGGUGAGGGAUCAAAAUAGCUGUCUCAUACCGAGGCAUUAAGAUUUUACCUGCAAUAAAAAGUUUGUGAAACUGGGUGAUUUUUUUCGAA